AUGAUGUUCGCGACGCAGCCUGUAUAUCAACGACAGGAGCAGCAGCAGCAGCAGCAGCAACCAUUUUCGAAUCCAUGGCACACCACCGCAACCACACCCACGCGUCCCUCACCACUCUCCUCUCGCCGUCACCACUCUUCACCAUCUUCAUCCUCCUCAUCAAUGGCCACCCCCAGCACACCCAAUACCAGCUACCCCAACAACCGCAACCUCUUCUCCAGCCCUCUGGCCAACACCGCCAACACCGCCGCCGGCGCAGCACCCACCGACCCCGAAACCCCAUUAACAACCUUCUUCCCUUCCUCCCCACUCCAACCAGACCCAACAUCAGCAUCCUGCUUCGGAUCGCCAGUCCAAAAACCAUUCUCCGCUGCCACGAGCGCGGGCCCGCUCUUCUCCUUCAACCUCGACAGCAACAACACGAGGACUCCAACAACAACAAGCCCGAUCGCAUCCUCCACCAACAACCCCUCCCGCUUCGCCGCCCGCUACGCCGCCCAGAUCGCCAACCCGCUCGCCAACGCCGCCGCCCGAUCCACCAGACCCUACACGGGGACCUCGGCCUCGCCGGCGGCGCGCACCACCCGGCGUAACGCGUUCUUGAACCGCGUGAAGCGGGACCGCGCGGACGGGCGCUUCGAGAACCGCGGCGAGCAGCUGGUGCUGCUGGAGCAUGUGGCGGAGCAGAAGCGGUGGCGGGAGGCGAUGCGGCGGUCGGCGGUGAGUGAGUUGGGGCCUGGGUGGGAUGGGUUGGUGGAGGAGGAGGAAACCGAAAGGGAUGAUGAGGGUGCGGGUGCGGAGAUGGACGCGCUGGAUCAGUAUCUUUUAGAGCAGGAGCGGGGUGCCUUUGCUGAGGUGGGGGUGGAGAGCGGGUUUGAUGCCCCGGCGGGCUCAGGCUCGUUUAGUGAUGAGGAUUAUGAUGAUAUCUUUAUGGAUCUGGCGGGGGAGACGGAGAUGGAGGGGUUUGCGCAUAGUCAGGAGAUGGAUAUGUCGUGA
Aspergillus aculeatus ATCC 16872 is the source of this 996-nucleotide messenger RNA. RefSeq lists its product as uncharacterized. Bases 1 to 996 code for a protein of 331 amino acids. The record is from RefSeq and is a predicted model, not a curated record. NCBI's taxonomy places the organism in Eukaryota, Fungi, Ascomycota, Eurotiomycetes, Eurotiales, Aspergillaceae. The transcript has a single exon.